Molecule: messenger RNA, 513 nt
Organism: Colletotrichum abscissum
Lineage: Eukaryota; Fungi; Ascomycota; Sordariomycetes; Glomerellales; Glomerellaceae
Product: thioredoxin
Exons: 3
Coding region: 1-513 (170 amino acids)
Cellular component (GO): cytosol
Molecular function (GO): protein-disulfide reductase activity
Source: RefSeq, a predicted model, not a curated record
AUGUCUACCAGACUCUUCCGCCCUUUACAACGCAUCGUGACAUCUUCACUUGCAUCAACAUACCGAACCUUCCACUCUACAUCGCCCAACAUGGUUGUCCACAACGUCCGCAACGCCGAGGAAUGGAAGGAGACCCUCAAGAACAACAGACUUGUUCUUCUUGACUGCUUUGCCACCUGGUGCGGUCCCUGCAAGGCUAUCGCGCCCCUUCUGCUCAAACACUCCAACAACGAGGACUUCAAGGACAUUCACUUUGUCAAGAUUGAUGUCGACGAGGUCCCCGACGUGAGCCAAGAACUCGGCAUCCGUGCCAUGCCUACCUUCAUGUUCUUCAAGGACGGCAACAAGGCUCAGGAAAUCGUCGGUGCCAACCCCGUUGCCCUUGAGAAGACCAUCGCCACUAUCGCCGCCGGACAUAAGGAGGAAACGGCCAAGGAGGCGGAGGCGGCUGAGAAGGCCGCCGCCGCCGCCGCCGAGAAGCCCGCCGAAUCAACUGAGGCGAAGCAGGAGUAG